Messenger RNA from Fonsecaea multimorphosa CBS 102226, 492 nucleotides. RefSeq lists its product as uncharacterized. The record is from RefSeq and is a predicted model, not a curated record. The coding region runs from base 1 to 492 and encodes 163 amino acids. The transcript has 2 exons. NCBI's taxonomy places the organism in Eukaryota, Fungi, Ascomycota, Eurotiomycetes, Chaetothyriales, Herpotrichiellaceae.
AUGUAUCGCAAGGCAUCCGGCGGCAUUGGCUUCUCCUUCAAUCGUUUCAUGACCAAUGCAGUCCCAAACUUCGCAAGCGACGACCCUGAGCGGGAUGCUGAUCUCACCCUGAAUGAGAAGGAUGCAUUCUGGACGCACCAAGUCUCAGGGGCACAGACCGCGCAAAGAUCACCCAUGACAUUGGACGCUGAGAGCGCACUAAAAGCAGGCAUUACUCCACACGCCAAAGUCUCGGCGCGCAUCCACAAGGAACUGGUCAAGAACGGCGUCAUCGACCCCAGCGCCCCGCUCGGCAUUGACACCACGAGAAUCACACCGAAGUUCGCUCACCAGCUGGCCUUCGUCAGCGUCGCGGUCCAGCGCAAAGUCGUCGGCAUGCUCUUUUCUGGGAGGAAGAAACUAUUCGAUGGAGACUGCUGGGGCAGGGACUGGGGGAGAUCGAGACGGCAAUGGGUGUCGACGGAAUCAGCGAAGAAGAGAAGAAGGAGCUGA